UAAGGAAAUCAUUGAUUGCUGUCAAAGAUGUCAAAAAUGCCAAGAGGUUUUCCUCCUUUGAAGAAAACUGGACAUAAACCAGAUGAUGAAAACCAUAAGGAAAACAUCCCAAACAGAAAGAAUGCUGUCUCUAAAAUGGUCAAAGGCAUAUCCACAAGGUAUGGGUAUGAAGCUGAGCUAAGGGAACAGAAUCAGAAUCUGCUUGUUGCAAAUGAUGAUCUACAGAAAAACCUAACACAGACACAACAAAGAGUCACAGAACUACAGCAGCAGUACAGUGAUCUCGAAAAGGAAAAACUAGAGACUGAGAAACAUCUGAAGGACUGUCAUGCACUUUUAGUUUCAGCGAAAAUUGAUCCAGUGUUGGGAGAAAGAGUUGGAGAAGCCAUACAUGAAAAUGAAGAGCAAAGACAGGAAGUAAUGACCGUCUCAACAGAACUCCUUAAUGAACUGAAAACGUUUGCUGAUAUUGCGACAGAGCAAUGCAGCCAAUUACAGGAAGUCCAGUCAACAUUAUCUGAGCUCACAAAAGCACAGGAGCAGAUGAGGCAGGAAAGAGAGAGCUUUGCUUUGGAGGUUGCUGAUCUGGAAAAGGCCCUUAAUGAGGCAGAAGCACUCCUUUUGUAGACAAAAAAAAUCUGUAAUUUUUGCAUGUUUUAAAAAUUAUUGUAAUAAACAUUUUUGUACCCCUCCUUUUCAAAACUUGAA
Molecule: messenger RNA, 708 nt
Organism: Periophthalmus magnuspinnatus
Lineage: Eukaryota; Metazoa; Chordata; Actinopteri; Gobiiformes; Gobiidae
Gene: knstrn
Product: kinetochore localized astrin (SPAG5) binding protein
Exons: 8
Coding region: 28-627 (199 amino acids)
Biological process (GO): mitotic sister chromatid segregation; regulation of attachment of spindle microtubules to kinetochore; spindle organization
Cellular component (GO): microtubule plus-end; kinetochore; mitotic spindle
Source: RefSeq, a predicted model, not a curated record